Molecule: messenger RNA, 3815 nt
Organism: Austrofundulus limnaeus
Lineage: Eukaryota; Metazoa; Chordata; Actinopteri; Cyprinodontiformes; Rivulidae
Gene: ark2n
Product: arkadia (rnf111) N-terminal like PKA signaling regulator 2n
Exons: 5
Coding region: 281-1576 (431 amino acids)
Source: RefSeq, a predicted model, not a curated record
CGAAGCUAAUCGCUAACAGCUAAGACAACUGGCGAAGCUGUGAGCAGACUGCGUCAAAAACACAUUAAAAAUUCUUCACUUCGUCAAACGAACAACGUGAAUAAAACCAAGUGCUGUUCGUGCAAGUUAGGUUAGAGAGUCUGGGAAAUACAGGAGAUGUUAAUAAGUCUGACAUUGUGACAGGAAUCCCAAACUAACGCUGUGCAGGUGAGUUCCCGUCCAGGCACAUUGGUCCAUAUUUGCUGGACCAUUGGGCUCUGGGCUUAACUAGCUGGGGAAAAUGGCUGAUUUAGAGAAGACAGAGGAAUUUCUGGAUGCCGAAUCUCUCCCAGAGUGCCUUGAUGAAGCUCAAUCAGCCACAGCUUCUGUUCAAGGAGAACAAGACGAGCAUCUGAAAACAGAGACUACCACCAGUACCAGUUCUCCUCCAAGGGAAAAGGAAGGUGACAGUCCCCUGAAUACUGAGGGUGAACAAAGUCUUCUCUCCAUGCCAUGUCUGAUGAAGGAGCUUCGCCGUGACUCCCCAGAGUCCCAGCAAUCAUCUGCAGGGAGUGACAAACCUGUGUCACGUCACAUUUAUGAGAGUGACUCCUCAAACCCCUGCAUGCUCUCUCCUUCUUCCAGUGGCCACCUGGCUGACUCAGACACACUUUCCUCAGGGGAAGAAGGUGCUAAACCUCCUGUAAAGGAAGGGAAGGAGGGCAGUGUGGAAGCUGCAAAUGAUCCUGGUCUAAAAGCAAAAGGACAAACAUCUGCCACUGCUUCAGGAGGAAGGAAGUCUCGACGGUCGCAUUCAGAAAGUGAGAUGCCUCCAAAUGCAAUGGCUGCAAAGAAGAACCGUUGCCAGCUGACAGAGGCAGCAGCAGGGCCGGAGAAACAAACCAAUGGCAAGCUGGCUAAAGUGAAAGGUCACCGGAGCCAGAAACACAAGGAGCGUAUGCGCCUGCUGAGGCAGAAACGAGAGGCAGCAGCACGGAAGAAGUAUAACCUGCUGCAGGACAGCAGUACCAGUGACAGUGAGCUCACCUGUGACUCCAGCACCAGCUCAUCAGAUGACGACGACACUUCCGGAGGUAGCAAGACAAUCAAGACCGAUAUUCCAGACGGGCCUCCAGUAGUGGGUCACUAUGAUAUUUCAGACACUGAUUCUAACCAGGAGAGUGUGAGUGUGGCGACAGUUCGGCCUACGGUGAUAAGGCAUGAGCUAAAAACACACAGAGGCCAGGAUAUGGCAGCACACUCUGUGUGUAUAAGAGCUCUGAGCUCUAUCUCAGGCCGUGUGGAGGCAGAGCUGUCGCACAAGGAGAGCUCUCAGCACAAAGGCCAGAUUAAUGUUGCUUCCUCUGACAGUGAGGUGGAAAUAGUUGGAGUGCAAGAAAAAGCACGGUGUGCCCAUCCAUGUGGAGGGGUGAUAAAGAGUUUGUCUUCCUGGAAGGAGAGCUCAGUGGAGCAGUUAAACAGCACAAAUCAGUCUCAGCUCUGGACUGCCGUUUCACCUCGACCUAACUGGGUGUCCCCUCCCGAAGUGGUGGACCUCACCCUGGAUGAGGACGCCGCGCAAAAAUAUCUACUUUAAACAGCUCAAACACCGAAAACUCGUAGUUUUCCUCCUUGUAUCCAAGUUUAGGCUGAAAUCCUUUAAAAUUUGCAGCCACCUGCAGCUGCUCGUGGCCUCCUCCCGCUCCAGAGCACUUUUUGUUUUUAACUUUGUGUUCAACAGUCGUGUAUCAAAGCCAUUCUACUGAUGUGAUUCCCUAUUUUUAGCUUGUUUGCUCCAAGUUCAGCAGGAAUGAAACGGCACAGCACUGUAAGUGCAAGUGGAAAUGUACAAGAGUGAUUUAUCUGUUAAUUAUAGCAAUACCUCUAUCACACCUCACUAAUGUACGUAGUCAUCCCAUGUGCUCUUAAGCUGUAAAGUGAGAACUUCACGCUGCUUAACAGCAGGUUAUUGUCACAACCUGGCUAUUGGCCUGCUUCACUACAGACUAUAGGUGUUUUCAAACCAGAUUUAGCAUUUUUACCUGCAGUAAAAAAAAAAAAAAGGCUGCAGCUGAUAUGUUUCCAUUGUACAGUUCAGUAGAUUAUGAAUAGAUUUUGUUUAGGGGCAAUUUUGGGUUCAACACUGGAUGAGCACAGAAAUCGGUCUGCAUUCAUAGCUUGCUUUGCACAGUGUCUAAAAUAGGCACAGCUAUUUCUAAUGCUGACAGAACAUGUUUGGAUUUAUCUUAAUAGAGCCAAUAAAUAUUAAGAGAAAAAAAUAUAUAUAUAUAUAAUCACUGAAAGUUAAUUGAGUUGAACAAAAUUCACCUAUUUUCAGGGUUCUAAGUGUUUUUUUUUUUUUCAAUGCAAACUUUUAAUGAAUAAUUUGAUGACAAGUUGAAUAGGUUUUAAUCUGAUUGGCUGAUGAGUUUCUAUUUGACAAAUACACGCGAGUGUUGGUCUUAUUUGUUGAAUAAUCUUCACAAGUGUGCAAAUAAACAUUUCCUACAUUUUGUUUAGUUACAUUUGUAGGCUUUGUUUCUGCUGUUACAGGAAACCACUGUUUAAACUCCCGUUUUGUAUGAAUCUGUAUAUCAUUCACACACUUCAGACACUAAAAAACUGGUUCAUUUUCGCCACAUUCUCACGAAAUCCUAGUAGUGUAAUUGCAAAAGUAAAUUUCAGUUUAAAAUGUAUCGAAGCACAUUUUUGUCUAGUUUUGGUGAAUGUAUGACCUUGCAGUGCUGGAUGGGUGGUUUUACUCUUGUGUUUAUUUUGAAUAGCUGGAAACUCUUAAAAACUCUGGGGAACCCUUUUUAAUAACCGAGGAAAUGUAUCUUCCUUUGAGUACUGCAAAGCAAGAUGGCUUGAAUGCCUUUGAACUGUGCACUAUUUUUUUCUUUUAGAAUGGUAAAAAGCUUAUUUUAAAUGACAAAGUAGAGCAUUUUUUUCAGUCUCACAUGUGUGUAUUUUAAUAUUUGCAAAACAAGCAUAAAUAUCUAUAUAUAUAAAGUAUAAGUAGUGUUGAGUUUGUGCUCGUGUGUGGGGAGCUGUGAGACAUUUAGUGUGUGUGUGUGUUUGUGUGUGUGUGCUGUUUUUACCCUGUUCCUCGGGGCCUUCCUCGUUCCCUAUUUUGUCCUCGAACAGCACUGCGGCCAUGCUGGUCAGUUUUUACGAAUAUGCAAAAUUUACAAACUCUUUCUAAUUGCUUCUAUUAGACACGGGAAAACAAGUUUCUUUUCACUGAUGCUUCAGGAUGAAAGAAAUGCAUUAAUUUCUGCAGGUCACAGAAAGGGAAAACUAUAAAAAUCUAAACCAAAGUCCAAGUGGAGGAUGUGUUUUUCAUUUUACUGUAAACUCCCUUUAUCUAAUUUAAUUAGAAAAAAAUCUGUACUUUUGUUUAAAGAUGUUUUAAAUUCAAUUUUUUUUUUUUUUUUUUUUAUCAUUUUUGGCCAGUUUUUUCUACCUGCCUCUAUAUUAACUCUGUUAGAUCGGUUCUGCUUCACAAAAUCUACUACUGCUACACGGGAUUACUUUUGGUAAAACAUCACUUAUUAUUAAUGAUAUGAGUGAACAAAUCUGGGCAAGGAUGUAUGAUUACUGUUGCACAUUGCUUGUUAAAAUGCAUAUUUUAGCCUCAGUUGAGACAUUUUAUUCGCUACCUGCAAUUCAGCCUUUGCUCUUUUGUUUUUGAUUCUGUUUGACUGUCAGUAUUUUAUUCUAACAAAAGAAAAAGUUUAUUUUGUUGCUUCUGCAGGACCCUGACUUCCUUGAAAUCAAAUCUGUAGAACAAAAAGAAACUAUUUUAAGAGUAAAUAAAUAGUGUUAUUUAAUGA